UUCGGAUCCCAUUUCGCUGCCGCCCCCGCGUGCCGACGAGAUGCAGCGUGGGAGCGAGAUGCGGGCCGUGCACAACAGCGUCGACACCGUGAACGCGGCCGCCGCCGCCAUUGUCUCGGCCGGGAGCCGCACGCAGCCUACCGUCGAGCCGAGAAGGAAAUGGGCUGAUUGGUUGAGCGUAUACUUCUGCUUUGGGUCUCAAAAGAAUGACCGACGCAUUAGCCAUGCUGUCCUUGUCCCGGAACCUGCAUCUCAGAGGAUAGAUGCACCUGCACCAGCAAUUCCAGAUCAUCCACCUCCCCAGGUUUUCCCCUUCAUUGCUCCUCCAUCGUCACCUGCUUCUUUCCUUCAAUCAGGAUCUGCAUCUAUUGUACAAUCACCAAUGGGGCCUCCAUCAUUUUCACCUCGCUCGCCAAAUUCUCCAUCACCCACAGGGCCUCCAUCCAUCUUUGCUAUUGGGCCAUAUGCACAUGAGACACAGGUAGUCUCGCCUCCAAUCUUCUCUGCCUUCACAACUGAACCUUCAACUGCUCCAUUCACUCCCCCACCAGAGUCUGUCCACCUGACAACCCCUUCUUCGCCUGAGGUGCCAUAUGCAAAGCUUCUGACUUCAAUCAACAACAACAAGAAUGGUGAAAGGGGUGAUAUUCACUCAUACCAUAUGUACCCUGAGAGCCCAAUAGGGCGCCUCAUAUCUCCAAGUUCAGUUUGUUCUGGCACUUCCUCCCCAUUCCCUGACCCUGAGUUGCAGACUUCCUCAGGCUCCACUUUCCCCUCCUUCCCAGUUCGCGUGCCCCCAAAGAUCCUGGAUGGCGAGGGCAUUGCUACACAAAAGUUGAUACCUCGCCAUAUGCGGAAUGGUGGCUCCCUUUUGGAUGGCCAUAUUUCAGCUGCUGUACCUGUUGUGGACUUCUCUGCGCGACUUCAAAACAAUGAUCAUGCUAUGGAUCACCGGGUCUCGUUUGAGUUAACAGUUGAAGAUGUCGCCCGCUGCCUGGAGAAGAAAACUGCAAUUUCAGGAGAAUCUGCUGCAUCAUCAUUUCACCUCUCAUCAACCAGUAAUGGUGACCGAUCCAGGGAAUCUAAUGAAACGAAGGCAGGGCUGUAUGUUGAUGAAACGUACCAUGACUUGCCUGAGAAAGCACGUCGCUCCCUGUCCCUUCGUCUGGCCAAAGAGUUCAAGUUCAGCAACACUGAUGCUCCUCAGGCGGAGGAGGCAGGAGCGCUUGGCUCUGACUGGUGGGCAAACGAGAAAGUUGCUGCGAUCACAGCAGAGCCAAGGAAGAGCUGGUCCUUCCGCCCAGUUGCGCAGCCAGGGGUCAGCUAACCUCUGCACUGACCAUAACCUUACAACAGGAAGAUAUAAGUUUUUCUUUUUCUGCUUCUUUUGCUCCUGCAACUGUAGUCACAUUCUCCAGAGGCAUUAUCAUGUUAACUGCGGAUGCCAAACGUAUGCAAAACUUUUAGUGUUAAGUCGAAGUUAGAUAGCAAUUCAGGGUCCAGCUUAAAGGUGAUCUGCAGAUUCUGGAACCCUUCUAUGUGUUGUUGUUAUUGUUGUUGUCAUUAUAAAACCGCAAAUACUUUACCGGCCUAGCAGUCUGUUGUAAUCCUCUUUAACUGACCUGCUGUUCCUGUGCUGAUGAUGUUUAUGUACAUAAUAAACUAGCUGAAAUGGUAGAACUGUUCCUUC
Messenger RNA from Lolium rigidum, 1690 nucleotides. RefSeq names its product proline-rich receptor-like protein kinase PERK14. NCBI's taxonomy places the organism in Eukaryota, Viridiplantae, Streptophyta, Magnoliopsida, Poales, Poaceae. The coding region runs from base 41 to 1327 and encodes 428 amino acids. The transcript is spliced from 2 exons. The record is from RefSeq and is a predicted model, not a curated record.